Messenger RNA from Thermothelomyces thermophilus ATCC 42464, 1866 nucleotides. RefSeq lists its product as uncharacterized. The coding region runs from base 16 to 1740 and encodes 574 amino acids. The record is from RefSeq and is a predicted model, not a curated record. The transcript has a single exon. NCBI's taxonomy places the organism in Eukaryota, Fungi, Ascomycota, Sordariomycetes, Sordariales, Chaetomiaceae.
CAAAACUCGGAUUUGAUGACGACUCGGGAGCCCGAGUUCCCGCCUGUUCCGCAGAAGAUGGCGAGAACCGCGGCGGCUGGGCCCGACAUGGCCGACGACACGGUCAUGGUAGAUGCCCACACACCGGCGACCGGCCUCAGCACAAUGCCGCCCGAGAUUAUCGAUGUGAUUCUAGAGUUCCUGAUCCCGCAGCCGCCAGAGAUCGGCGAAACGCGCCCGGUCGCCUACAGCCAGCUGAUGGUCGAUGAGCCGUGGUUCGACUUUACGCGAUGUCGCCGUGGCCUGCGCAGUCUCUGCCUGGUCUCGCGCCGCCUCGGCGAGAUGGCCCGACCAUCCCUCUACAAGAACGUGGCUAUACUGGACGAGGCGGCGAUGCUUCUGUUUUUCCGCACCCUCUGCAGCAAGCCUCACUACGGUCUCUGGACACGCUAUGUAUCCUGCCAUCUCACCUUGACCGAAAACUCCGUGAUUCGGGAAGUUCGCGAACUUCUUCCCAAGUACCUUCCCACCUUCGCCCCGGCGCCGGAGACGGGCGCUCUGAUCACGGCCGCCCGGCACUUCCUACAAAUGAUGAACCAGUUCUUCCCGAGUAUGGUUCUCAGCGAAGGUGACUUCGACCAUGUGCCGCAGGCGCUGCUCUGCUUCAUUCUCAUGUUCCUCGCCAAGGUGGAGACGGUCCUUUUGCAGGUCCCCAUCAGCGAUGAUCAGCCGGAAUACGACGUUCUCUGCGCCCAGAUCGAGGGCGUCCAGGACCUCUUCCGUGACGAACCCGAGGCGAUCCCGUUCCAAAACAUCCGCACCCUUCUUCUACAAGGCGAUCCCGAACUGGCGGCCCAGGUCGAGGACGACGACUGUGAGUGCGAUAUGCCAGAUACCUGGGGUGCUCAGCCGCGGCGGUACAGUUCCCUCUUUGCUAGCUUCCCCAACCUCACGACGCUCGAAGUCAGCAGCGACGACGGUGUCUGGUGCUUGGCGCCAGAAGAGUUUUCUUUCUUGCCCAUGGACGACAAGCCGCCACCGCCGCCCUUCAUGCCCAACAUCCGCCACAUCUAUCUCCACAACAGCGUCGCCUACCCCGGCGAUCUGCACCAUCUGCUACGAAACGCGCCGCAGCUCGAGACGUUGUACAUGGCACCUCGCGGAGACGGCGCUCUCAAAGAAAUGAUCGACGACGGCAGCAGUAGCGAGCACCCCGAAUCCCUCAACAUCGCCCUGGCCAACCACGCCAAGAACCUGCGCAACUUGGACGUCAGCUGGGAAGACAUCUGGGGUUUUGAAUGCCUCGUCGGCCCCGAGGGCCGGCUGCCCUCGAUCGCCGAGAUGACCUCGCUGCGCACGCUCUGCGUGCAGCUGGCCCUGCUGUACGGCAAGCCCUCUGCGGUCCUCGAGACCCCGCUCGUCGACUUGCUCCCCCCGAACCUCGUCGAGCUGGCGCUCGAAGACUGGUGGUGGUCUAACCUAGAACUGCUCCAAACCCUGCCGGAUUGGGAUACCCAGGCGAAGGUGCGCCACUACCAGUCCCAGCACCUCUACCGGACCACCGCCGUUCGCACCCUGACCGAGUUUGCACGCGAUGUGCGCACCCGCAUGCGUGAUCUGAAAAAGGUGGUGUUGCUGGUCAAGAUCCCUUGGACAUGGGUGCUUGAGGGUGCCGUAUCGCUCGACUUCCACUUCGACGUGGUCAAGAGCGUUUUCCUGGCACAAGGUGUCGAAUUCUCGGUCAAGUGUGAUGAGGUGUAGCUGUGCGACCGAUAUUUCAGAUACGUCACGACUUCCUUGAUGAUAUCAGUAUUAUCAACUAAGACCUGUAUAAUGGCCUCGCUCGAGGAUGCUUUGGGUGCGACAUGUAGCAUACCUGGAUGCAAC